AUGCUGACUGUUAUCGGGGCGCCUCCAUCUCACACGAUUGCUUCCGAAGUUGCCACAACCCUUGCUGGUGCAUAUCUGCGAAAGAAGUCUGGCGUCAUGGGUCAACCAGCUCUCUCAGUCGAGGACGAGAAUGUAAUUGUCGAGCGGGUGGAGCGUUGGUUGAAUCAUGGAUUCUUUCCUUACAACAUGUUGGCAAAGGAUACAGCAAAUGCAUAUUUCCAUAAUCACCAGGGCUACAACCAGAACAGACCAAACCUCAACGUCGGUUGGCAGAAGGGUUUCUGGAUGCGUCAUCGAGAACUUGCUGAUCACAUAGCCAAAGAGCGCAAUACACUAAAAUUGAAAGGUCCGCACGAAGACCGCAGGGCCUGGAAGUUCUUUCAAGCAUUCAAAGAUAUCAAGCAGCGGUUCCAAGUUUCCAACGACAACAUAUAUGCCAUGGAGGAUGCCGCUUUUGUUACCACCAUGUAUCGAAAGGCAAGCGCUAUGUUCGUUCGACCAAUGAACCAACAUCACAAGAGAGAAGAACGGGCAUUCUCAUCUGUUAUCCACUGCUGCUCAACACGAGGAAAGCACCUGCCUCCAUACAUUGUCUGCAGAAGCCAGGAUCCACCGCAGACCAAGAACUUUGGUCGAAUCAAAGUUUCUUUCACCCAGUCAGGCUGGGCUGAGGCGAAUCAUGCACUUGACUGGUUGAAGACUGUUUUCGAGCCAGAGACCCGACCCAAAGGUCGGCGUGAAGCAUGGAGAAUUCUGCUGAUUUCCCAUCGAUUCCGCAUAGUCUUUCCUGAGUUUGAAAAGUUCUGCUGGGACCAUCAGAUUGCUUGUCUUUCUUUUCCCAAGAAUGAUCAACAGUUCUUCAACCCAAUCGAGAAUAUCGCUUUUGGGGCUAUGCAAAAGAGCUAUACCGACUACAUGAGAAAAAGAUUCUCCGAUAACAAUGAAAACGCCAUCACACUGGAUGUGGGGGAGUUUGCAUCAUGGAUCGAUGGAGAGGUAGCUUCAUCUAAACGAGCGGAAGAAGCUGCAGAUGUUUGGCGUCAAAGCUGCCUUGUACCGCUAGAUGAAUUCCGCCUUCGCAACUGCCUCCAAGGGAAUCGAGCUACUGCCGCCCCAGAGGACAGAACCUCUAUUCUUGAUAGCCGUCUCUACUCAAAAGACACUCCGACAAUGGCGAGAGCACGGGCGACACCUCGAACAAGUGUUCCUUUACCCAUCAUCCGAUCCACGGAGGAAAUGAGCCGACACUCCACCCCCGAGUAUUCACCUCCUUCACCGCGGGAAUCACAGCAGAGCCAAGAGAGCCAAGAGCGUGACGAUAGCUCCGUAUCAGAGCAAGACCAAUCCGAGAGCGAAAAUGAGAUAGUCAUCAAUCAUCAUCCCAUCACGCCAUGCAGGACACCUAGACUGCUAAAGACUCCUCGGGCCAGGACUCCAGAGACCGAACCAUCUGAUUCAGUGAUGUCAUCCAAGAAACACCGGGACAUCUUGGAUAAAUGCAUAGAAGGAUCACCUAAAACGCAAAAGAGGUAUCGCGAUGAUUUGAUUCUGGAUCGUGGGGAUCUAGAGAAAGAAAAUGCUCGUCUGAAAGAAAGGGUCGAGCUUUUGGAACAAUUUGCGGUUAAGAGACCAAGACUCGACUGA
Messenger RNA from Penicillium samsonianum, 1644 nucleotides. RefSeq lists its product as uncharacterized. Gene Ontology annotation, molecular function: nucleic acid binding. The transcript has a single exon. The coding region runs from base 1 to 1644 and encodes 547 amino acids. The record is from RefSeq and is a predicted model, not a curated record. Lineage: Eukaryota; Fungi; Ascomycota; Eurotiomycetes; Eurotiales; Aspergillaceae.